UUUGAGAUUUGAGACCCGGAGCCGCAUAGGAAAGCAAAACAAGUUUCUUCCGACGCUAUGGGCUGCGUCGACGUCAGCGUUGCGGCAACAUUUGUUAACCUGUUUUUUAUUAUAGAUUUUGUGUUGUUGCUGCGAGUAUUUGAUUUGGCCCGAAUGCACGAUGGUGUAGGUAGGGGGGGUGUUGCCCGCUCUGCAACCAGACCCGACUUUGGCUGCUGCCGCUUGGUAACACUCGCUCCGUUGAUCUUGUCAACUUGACCAAGUUAUUUGAACUAUGCACAUGUGCAGACCAUAGAGAGUCGGGCCAUUCCAACCCAGGCGGGCCAAGCCGAGUCAUUUGAAGGCUGUUUGCCGGAGCUGGGAGCCAAGAGUUUAGCUCGGAGAUCUUUGAGAGCCAGAGCCUAUGGAUAUGGAUAUGUCUGUGCGGAUCUUUGGGGCCUGGCCUGGACUUAUGCUGCUGCUGCUGCUGCAAUGCUGCGACGUCGGCGACGACGCAAAGUGAAUGUACUUUCAAACCAAAGAUCCGGUUUAAAGCUGCCCGGGCAACAGAUACAGCGCAGACAAACGACGAUGACAACGGCGAUGUUUUCACAAAAACGCUUGUGUAAUACAUAUGGAGAGGCAUAGGUGCACGAUAAAGUUAACCAGCAUAGACCAGCAGCACUUUUUUUCGGCCUUAUCGUCCCUGGAAAUGCUUGACAAUAAAUUAGAUUUUGUGCAAAUUCUCCCGUCCGAUCGAUCCACUCGAUGGUGUCCGUCCGCCAUGAUGGUGCAAAUAGUGGAAAGGAAUCCGAGCACCGGACGAGAAAUAUACUAUACUAUACCUCAGGCAAAUCGCAAGUUCGUGUGAUUUAUAUCAUAACAAAAGGUGGAGGGGCGCAAUGCCAGAUCGAAUAUCGGAUACCCUUUGUGCAACUAAAUACUAACCAUUGUAUUAUAAGAACAUGAUAAAGCAAAUUACACCAAAAAGAACAUUUAAUAUUACCAUCUUCUAAGUUUUAUAAUAGAUAAAAUGAAAUAGUAAAUUAGCAAUUUACCUCAUAAUGUAAAUUUUUAGGAAAAGAAAU
Molecule: messenger RNA, 1067 nt
Organism: Drosophila mauritiana
Lineage: Eukaryota; Metazoa; Arthropoda; Insecta; Diptera; Drosophilidae
Exons: 2
Coding region: 614-850 (78 amino acids)
Source: RefSeq, a predicted model, not a curated record